Messenger RNA from Arxiozyma heterogenica, 1512 nucleotides. RefSeq names its product phosphate-sensing transcription factor PHO4 (gene PHO4). Gene Ontology annotation, molecular function: protein dimerization activity. NCBI's taxonomy places the organism in Eukaryota, Fungi, Ascomycota, Saccharomycetes, Saccharomycetales, Saccharomycetaceae. The transcript has a single exon. The coding region runs from base 1 to 1512 and encodes 503 amino acids. The record is from RefSeq and is a predicted model, not a curated record.
AUGAUGGAAAUCAACCCUUCUAAAAGUAUAUUGGAUCAGGUAGAUGAAUAUUUGCAUGAAAAUCACAAUUUCACGGAUAAAAGUAAUAAUGACCAUAUUAAUAACAACAAAAGUAACAAUAUUAAUAUUCCAAUACAUAAUGAUAUUCAUUUAUUAGAAAGAGAAUUGAGUAAGUCACACGAACAUUAUUCAAUAAGUAAUAUUAAUAAUAACAGUAACGUUAACUAUAACGACAAGAACGAUGGAUGGAUACCACACAAUAUACAGUUAGAUUUAGAUAAAUUAAGCCACUCAAUUUUCCAAGAAAAUUCUUUUCAUAAUUCUAAUAAUAUUCCAAACUUUAGUAAUAUCCCUGAUACUUAUUAUAAUUCAACCCAUACAUUUACAAGUACAAAUCACCCAUUACAUAUCCAUAAAGAAAUCAAUAGCAUGUUAAACAUCCCCGUUGCAUCAUCACUUUCACCAACUGUUUCACCUCUUAUUGCCCCGAAUCAAGCGUCAAUGAAUGGGAUUCAAGUAACUCCAUUUAUGCAUCCACUAACAUUAAAGACUGAUUUCGGAUGUGAUAAUAAAAAUACUUUUACUUCCAACAUUGAUAAUAGGCACUCUAUUGUGAGCGACUCUGUUUCAAUGCUAGAUCCCUUAUCUACUUUAAAUAACAAUAUUAAUGAUAUAACAGUCACUGAUGAUUAUGGGUCCAAAAUAGUACCAUUAACAAGAAGUAUAUCUAAAAAUGAAAAUUCAAAUAUGAAGAAUAAAAUUUCAGUCCCAAAGAAAAGUCAUUCAAUGUCAGGUCAGUCUGCAACACCAAGAUCGGAUCAAAGCACUAAGGUAGUCAAAAAUAGUCCAUACAUGAAACCAAAUAGAUCAUUAAGAAGAUUCAGUAAAAGUAAGACAUCUCUAGAAAACACACCAAUUUUACCAUCUACAAAUAUAACUACAAUCACAACACCAAUACUCAACAGUAGCAACAGUAACAACAACAAUAGCAACAAAGUACAAGGAAAUAUACCAGGUAACAUAGAUGAUGUGGCAUUUCAACUACCAGAAAGUAGUGUAAUAUUAAAUAAAUCUCCUAUAUCCUUAAAUCCAAACAUUGAUUACGGUGCUGCAUUGCCGCCAUAUACCAACAAUAGCAAUCCCUCCAACACUACUAUCACCAACUCAACUAAUGACAGCGAGAGUAGCAAUACAAUCAGUGAUAAUACGAAUAAGAAUAGAAUCUCUACAGAAAAUGUAAAAGAAAACAAUAGUAACAUAUCAUCUAUUGAAAAACGCCCUAGAUCAAAAUCUCGGGUAGGACGUAUUAAAGAUGAGUCAAAAAGAGAAAUACACAAAGUAGCAGAACAAGAACGUCGCAAUCGACUAAACAACGCUUUAUCCGAAUUGGCAUCACUGGUUCCGGAAGAACUGAAAAAAACUGUUAGUAUCCCGUCUAAAGCUACAACUGCAGAGCUGGCUUGUGUUUAUAUUCGACAAUUAAAGGAUCAAUUGGCUAAAAGGGAUUCGUAG